Messenger RNA from Vollenhovia emeryi, 4807 nucleotides. Its product is annotated as dystrobrevin beta-like. Gene Ontology annotation, biological process: synaptic signaling. The coding region runs from base 1282 to 3582 and encodes 766 amino acids. Lineage: Eukaryota; Metazoa; Arthropoda; Insecta; Hymenoptera; Formicidae. The record is from RefSeq and is a predicted model, not a curated record. Gene Ontology annotation, molecular function: zinc ion binding. The transcript has 16 exons. Gene Ontology annotation, cellular component: synapse; plasma membrane.
UUUGGAGAUAUUUGCGUGGAUCAUUUAAAAUGAGACACCCUGUAUAAUUGGUUUAUCCGAUGAAAAUCUCAGUGUUAAUAAAACAGCGUAUUAAUAAAACAAUGCCCGCCAGUACCAAUGGCCUCGUUUAUUAUUUAUUUAGUUGCAUCAUUUCUACGCGAGUCCGGGUUGAAAAUGCUCGCGCGUCGACGACACGUGGCGCGUUUCCGCGAGGCAGACACACGGCGUGUGCUCUCUAAUCAUUGCUAAUUAGCUCUGGCCAGGCCGUCGUUAAGUCGACGCUGAACAGUCCCGUUUCUCAUCACGACGUGACGCGUCCUACGAAUUAGGAGCAGCUCCGCCAGUUGCCUCGUCACGCGUCUCAGUGUUUUAUCAAUUCGCGUCGGAAUGUAUCACUUGGUAUCAAGCUAGAGGUAAUAGAGAACGUAAUGAGGCAAAGUCGAGCGACGCCUCGUAAAUAAUAUCCCGCGUAGCGCCGCUGAAAGGUCAAUUUUAAUUUUGACGGCAGCCUUGUUUCGCUGCGAGAUUACGCGCAGUAUUACAUCCCGUCUCGUUUGCUUCACUCGAAAUGCAACAUCGUCGUCGUACACAGUUGUAUUGUUAAAUUUGACUCAACGAGCAGUCGCCACUUCUACUCAACACGUCGUUAAUUUAAUUAAACAAUGUAAUUAAGAGAAAGCACAAAAAUGGGCUGAACAGAAGAUGUGGUUUUUUUAACUACAGUUUUUGUGCAAAAAAAUAAUUUCAUUUAAUUUGCUGCCACAUACAAAUAAAUGUAGAAAUUUUACUACACACGGUUAAAAAUUAUGUCGCUAAUUUAAUCAAACGAUGGAGUUAAAAGAAGCAAUGAAAUGGCAUUGAAUGGAAACUGUAGUUAUCUUUUUGAUUGUAAUUUGUGCUAAAAAUAAUAAAGUUUGCCACGUGAUAGAUAAGAAAAAUUACGUAUUGAGUAGGAACAGUGCCGACUACUCACUGAUUGCGAGUCAAAUUUAACAGCGCAACGCACAGUUGCUGCGGAGUACUCGUCGAGAGAUAUCGAGGCACGUGGCUGGCGGCUAAUGAAUCUACGAUUAGUCACUCCGGCGACCUUCGCUUCGCGCGUACUCGCCGAUCUUUCAUACCGCGCAUAAAUUUGCCACUGUAACAAGAAAAGAGAAACAACGCAGUCGAGAGAUCCCGAGCGCAGGAUCGGCGGGUACCGUCGUCGCGCGAGGCUACGGGCGUUGGACGCGAGGAGAAUCGGCGAACAGACUCAUCAUCCGCUGGCUUUUCGCAGUGAAAAUGGCAGAGGAGGGCGCGGGCGGCUCCGGAAACGGGAGCAGCGGCGAGACCAGCCGGCUGCAGCUUCUGCAGGAGAUGCGACAGCAGAACUUCGACACCAUACGAUUCGCGUCGUACCGCACCGCCUGCAAGCUGAGAUUCAUACAGAGGAAAGUGCACCUGCACAACGUCGAUAUAUGGAACGUGAUCGAGGCAUUUCGAGAGAACGGCCUGAACACGCUGGAGCCGUCGAGCACCCUGGGGGUGUCCAGGCUCGAGACGCUGCUGUCUUCCCUGUUUCACGCGCUGAACAAGAGAGUGCCGGUGUCGCAGCAGUCCAAGGUCGACGCCACCACGGCGUUGCUGAUGAACUGGCUGCUGGCCGCUUAUACCAGCGGGGAGAACAAUAAGAUAUCCGUGUUCUCGGUCAAGGUGGCCCUGGCGACGUUAUGCGCGGGAAAGCUCAUGGACAAAUUUCGAUAUAUAUACUCGCAGAUAUCCGACAGCAACGGGCACAUGAUACACUGGAGGUUCGCCGAUUAUCUGAAGGAGGUACUAGCCCUGACCGCGGCGGUCUACGAGUCCCCGUCCUUCGGCUACUCCGACGGUCUCGCCAACUCCAUCUUUCCCGCGAACUCCAAAGUCACCGUCAACGACUUCCUGGACACGCUCAUGUCGGAUCCCGGGCCGCAUUGCUUAAUCUGGUUGCCGUUAUAUCACAGAAUGGCGGCCGUGGAAACGGUUGCCCAUCCUAUCAUGUGCGACGCGUGUCACAAGGAGAACUUCACUGGGUUCCGAUACAGAUGUCAGAAGUGCCACUCGUACCAGCUGUGUCAGGACUGCUUUUGGCGUGGGAAAGUUUCAGGGACGCACAAUAAUGAUCAUGAAACGCGCGAGUACAGCAGCUUCAAAUCGCCGAGCAAGCAGAUCGGUCACUCCCUGCGAAAGAGCUUCAGAUGCGUCCCCGAGAAGGGGAAGAACAGUCUGCCGCGAUUCCCGGAGCAGCCCGAGAAGACGCUAGAUCUGUCGCAUAUAGUCCCACCGUCACCUUUACCAUCUCACAACGGUUUUCCAGAUCCAGGAUUUAUGGCUCCCUUUGAUUCAGGAUCGGUGGAUAGUCGCUCGACCCUGAGAAGUAUGGACAGUUCAAGACUGGACGAUGAACAUAAAUUAAUAGCACGAUAUGCACAAAGGUUGGCACAAGAAGCGAGGACCAUGCCUCGUACCGCGUCCAGAAUGUCCCAGGCAGAUCAAGCGGUUCGAGCGCCGUCGGACAUGAACCUGGCGUCGCUAGACGCGUCGCGGGCGCAGCGCGAGCUCAUAUCGCAGCUCGAGGCGAAGAACAAGGAGAUUAUGCGCGAGAUAGCAAGAAGGCAACAGGAGAUAGAAGCCGCGGGUUUGGAAAAUCCGGCGUUAAUGUCAGAAUUACGAGCUUUGAGGCAGAGAAAAGACGAACUGGAGACGCAUCUGGCGACGUUACAAGAUUCCAGGAGGCAGUUAAUGGUACAGCUGGAGGGUUUAAUGAAAAUGCUGAAGAACCAUCAAGCAUCACCGCGAUCAACACCGAACAGUUCUCCACGAAGUACGAAGUCACCGCCUUUGCCACCCGGUGCCAUACCAAGCAGCAGGUCUGCGCCGCCGACCCCCGGCGGGCCUUUGUCUACACCUCAACAGCAGCAGCAGCAGCAGCAGCAACAACAGCAGCAGAUGCAACAACAAAUGCCGCAACAAAUGUCACAGAGCUAUCAAAAUCCCGUACCGACGACGACAGUGGCUAAUGUGCAGGGCAACGCAAUGCUCGGCACGAUACAGAAUCCCAUUCCAGAUAGCUUGUCGUGCGUUGGCGGCGAUGUAAGGUCUGCGUUCAGGACAAACAGCUUACCAGGGAGCGGUUCCAGCAGUGCCAAUAAUAGUUUGGGCCGAUCCUUAAGAAACGACUUACUGGUAGCUGCCGACAGCGUUACUAAUGCCAUGUCAACGCUUGUGAGGGAAUUAAAUUCAGACUCAGACCAGGAGGACCAUUCUCACAACUCGGGACUAAUGAACAUCAGAAAACCGCUAGACUUUGAAGCCGGGGAGGAUGGAGACGAUAGCAGCGGCGGCGGGAAUUCCUGGCGAGAGGAGCUGCAACGGCGUUAUCAGCAGGAGAAUGACUUUUUGGCGGAAUUACGAUCUCGUAACAAUAUACCGCAGACACCGUCGGCCACGCUGUCCAGCGACCAAGAUCAGGAGAGAGGCGAGAGAGAGGAGGCGGACGGUGAGAAGGAAGAUGAAGAUGAAGCCAACUGGGCGGAAGCGGUGAAAAGAUGGGUCAAUCGAUAAGCCGACCCAGCAGGGGGUACUGGACGUUACGUGCUAAAGAAUACGAAUUUGAGGAAUCCGUUGAAGAAGACGCGAUCAAAUCACAUACACAUACACAUAUGCUGUGGACUAAUACUUCGAUAUUAGUAUACAAUGUAAUCUUAGGAAAAAUUGAAUGUCGUGCGAUUUCGGAAAGCUAUUUGCAUUUUGCAAGGCGGUACUUGCGGCCGAGGGACGACGCGAAAAUCGUCGGAUCAACUGUUCCGAGAGUCACGUGGAUUUUCACGCGUACGAGACAAGUACCGUAAUUCAUUCUUAGAAUGGCAUUUGUAUCGUGCGCAUACAAUGAUUUUGCUACUCCGUUUAUUUGCAACUCGCGAUGUAAUAAGACUUUCAGAGUUUGUUAAAUAUACACUCAUACAUAUAUACAUAAACGCGACUCGAAAAUAAGCAUUUGCGUUGUAUUAUAUUUUUUCAUUUAUUGUUAUUAUUGUUACCACUAUUUGUAAUUACUAUUAAGCGAAUUAAAUGCAAUACACAAGAGUACUGUACGUAUCUUGUAAUUCCAUCGCUUAUAAAGCUAAUUUAAUUUUUAAGGUAACAUAUGUCUGUACAUAUAUUAACUGACAAAAUGGUUUUAUCAUCUCGCAAUAUUACUCAUUCACGCAGACGUUUAUAUUAUAGAUUAUACGGAAAAUUUUGCACAAGUUAUCAUACCAUUGACCAAAUCUGAAAUAACUGAAGUAACAGUAAGGUGAUUGCAAUUAAAUCAAUUUUUUAAUAAAUUACGAGUUUAGCGGAAACUUGGUUUUUCGAGAGCCAAAGUGUGUUUUUGUACAUUCGUACCGACGCUUGACGUACAAUAAACGCUAUUAAGUAAAAUAAAGUAAUAAUAUAUAAACGAGUGUAAAAGUAUUGACGCAUUAGAUGACGCUUCAAAUGCCGAAUUUGCAUUUACAAUUGCAGAAUAAAAAAAAGAGUAGAGAAACGAAACUAGUCUUACGUACAAAGUACUCGUUUGUUCAGUUCCUAGGAUGUAAGAGUAUUCCGAUUAAUAAUCCAAUUGUUGAAACAUGACUGCUACUGAUAAGAACCAAUGCGUUUUGUAACAUUUAAAUGGCAUGCCCUGUCCGCGAAGUAUCCUAUGUAUAUAUGCAUAUUUGACGUCAGAAUUCCUUUUGUCUAUCUCUUUACGUAUGAAAAUGAUGUAGCGCCUAUGAAAACUGAAUAAAAGUUUAUAGAUAUA